AUGGCCCUCCAAGAUCAUUUCAAGCCUCGUCCCUCCGACCUCAUCCUCGUCACCCCGCCCAAAUCCGGCACCACCUGGCUUAAAGCACUCCUGUUCGCUAUCAUGAACCGCACCAAGUACACCUUCGCUCAACACCCUCUGCUCACCCGCAACCCCCACGAGUGUGUACCCUUCUUAGAGAUCCUCUUUCGCGAUCAAAUCUCCGACCUGGAGGCGAUCCCUCCGCCGAGGCUCCUCGCCACGCACUUGCCUUACUCCAUAUUGCCGACCUCUGUGGCGGACUGCGGUUGCCGGCUAGUUUAUCUAUGUCGAGACCCCAAGGAUGUGGUGGUCUCGCUGUGGCACUUCGCGCGUAAGGACAGGCCCGACAUGGGUCUGAGCGAAGCCUUCGAGUUGUUUUGCGACGGGGUCUCGUUGUCCGGGCCGAUCUGGGAUCAUAUCCUCGAGUACUGGAGGGAGAGCCUGAGGAGGUCUGAGAAGGUGCUGUUCUUGAAGUACGAGGAGAUGAUGGCCGAGCCGGUGGGGAACGUGAGAAGGCUAGCGGAAUUCGUGGGGCGUCCCUUCUCGGAGGAAGAGGAGAAGGAUGGGGUGGUGGAGGAGAUUGUACAACUGUGCCGUUUUGAGAAGCUCAGCAGUAUGGAGGUGAAUAAAAAAGGUGCAUACGAAUUAGGGGGGUUAACUCUGCCGCGUGAGUCGUUUUUCAGAAAAGGCAAGGUUGGAGAUUGGGCAAAUCAUAUGAGUCGUGAAAUGGGGGAGAAGUUGGACCGAAUUGUCCAAGAGAAGAUGGCUGGAUCCGGUCUGAGCUUCCAAGCAUCGUGA
Messenger RNA from Phoenix dactylifera (date palm), 819 nucleotides. Lineage: Eukaryota; Viridiplantae; Streptophyta; Magnoliopsida; Arecales; Arecaceae. The record is from RefSeq and is a predicted model, not a curated record.